Nestor notabilis (Kea) is the source of this 1047-nucleotide messenger RNA. It is a transcript of the gene TCIRG1, whose product is annotated as T-cell, immune regulator 1, ATPase, H+ transporting, lysosomal V0 subunit A3. The annotation marks the transcript as partial. NCBI's taxonomy places the organism in Eukaryota, Metazoa, Chordata, Aves, Psittaciformes, Psittacidae. Gene Ontology annotation, molecular function: ATPase binding; proton-transporting ATPase activity, rotational mechanism. The transcript has 8 exons. The record is from RefSeq and is a predicted model, not a curated record. Gene Ontology annotation, cellular component: vacuolar proton-transporting V-type ATPase complex; plasma membrane; proton-transporting V-type ATPase, V0 domain. Gene Ontology annotation, biological process: vacuolar acidification; proton transmembrane transport.
AGCAUCACUUGGGUCAUCUUCCUCAUCUCCUACUGGGGCGAGCAAAUCGGGCAGAAGAUCCGCAAGAUCUCGGACUGCUUCCACUGCCACGUGUAUCCCUACCCGGAGAGUGAAGCCAGCCGCAUGGACACCAUGAGCGGGCUGCAGAGCCAGAUCCAGGACCUCAGCGUGGUGCUGGAGGAGACGGAGCAGUACCUGGCGCAGGUGCUGGACAAGGUGGUGCUGGCGUUGCCUACCUGGUGGGUCCAGGUACAGAAGAUGAAGGCCAUCUACCUCGUGCUCAACCAGUGCAGCUUCGAUGUCACCGAGAAGUGCCUCAUUGCCGAGGUCUGGUGCCCCGUGAGGGACCUCACCCAAGUGCAGGAUGCGCUGCGCCAGGGAUCGUACAGUAGCGGUUCGAGCGUGGAGUGCUUCGUGCAGCGCAUCCCCACCACCGAGAGUCCCCCCACCCUCAUCCGCACCAACAAGUUCACUGCCGGCUUCCAGAGCAUCGUGGAUGCCUACGGGGUGGCCAGUUAUCAGGAGGUGAACCCCGCGCCCUACGCCAUCAUCACCUUCCCCUUCACCUUCGCCAUCAUGUUUGGGGACGUGGGGCACGGGCUCAUCAUGUUCCUCUUCGCUCUCUGGAUGGUGCUGUAUGAGAACAGCCCCAGCCUGCAGCAGGCCAGCAACGAGAUCUGGCUGACGUUCUUCGAGGGCCGCUACCUCAUCCUGCUCAUGGGGGCCUUCUCCAUCUACACCGGCUUCAUCUACAACGAGUGCUUCAGCAAAGCCACCGUCAUCUUCCCCUCUGCCUGGAGUGUGGCCACCAUGGCCAAUCACUCCUCCUGGAGCUCUGCCUACCUCGCCACCCACCCGAUCCUCACCCUGGACCCCAACGUCACCGGCGUCUUCCAAGGGCCUUAUCCCUUUGGGAUAGACCCAAUCUGGAGUUUGGCCACCAACCACCUCAACUUCCUCAACUCCUUCAAGAUGAAGAUGUCCGUGGUGCUGGGCAUCGUGCACAUGGGCUUCGGUGUCCUGCUGGGGGUCUUCAACCAUGUGUGA